AUAAGCAAGACUUUGUGUAUAUUUUGUAAUGUGACAAAAAUCAAAUAUCCAUUCCGAAAGUUGUGCAUUUGCAUUCAUGAAUUUCUUGUAAUUUGGUAAUUUAGUUGUUCGAGAGCAGCGAGCGAAUGGUGAAAUCCACUUUGUCGAUUAUAGUAGUCACGUUAUGUCCUUUUUUUCAUGUUAAGUCGCACAUCAGCUUCCUGACACAUACUUUGCGCCUAUAAUGCAUUGAUAUAAAAAGAAAGCAAUACAACGGUUAGGUACACAUUUUCGAUCAAAAUGCUUUAACAGAUUAAACAGGCGCAUCAACUUUUUUGCUAUUACGCACAGGUAUAAGUUCAAAAUACAACAAUGGAAUUUUUAGCAUCCUUAAAAUGUUCUCGUAUAGCCCAUCUUAUGUUUGCCAUUACCUUCUUUACGUCUGGCUUAAUAAUAAAUUUCUUCCAAUGUAUAUUAUAUUUUGGAUUGAAACCUUUUUCAAAAUAUUUAUACCGAAAACUAAAUUAUUAUCUUUGCUAUUCGUUCUACAGUCAAUUGGUAUUUAUGGCAGAAUGGUGGUCAGGAACAGAUAUUAUAAUGUAUAUUGAUAAAAAAGAUUUUGAUAAGUAUUAUGGAAACGAACAUGGUUACCUUAUAAUGAAUCACAGUUAUGAAAUUGAUUGGUUGAUCGGUUGGAUAUUUUGCGAGCGAAUUUGUAUGCUUGGAAAUUGUAAAGCUUAUGCCAAAAAAUCUAUUAAGUACAUUCCCACUCUUGGCUGGGCAUGGCGAUUUGCUGAAAGCAUUUUCUUAGAACGGAGUUGGGACAAAGAUAAAGAAAUUAUUAGUCUGCAAAUUAGAGAAUUAACCGAUUAUCCGGACACUAUGUGGCUCUUACUUUAUGCAGAAGGCACACGUUUCACACCCGAAAAAGCUGAAGCUAGUCAACAGUUUGCUAAAGAAAGGGGCUUACCAAUAUUAAAACAUCAUUUGACACCUCGAACAAGAGGAUUUACAGCCAGUAUUCCAAAUUUAAGAGGCAAAGUUGGAGCAAUAUAUAAUAUUCAAUUAGCUUUUAAGCCAUCCGAUCCUAUUAAACCUACCAUGACAAAUCUUUUGCUUGGAAAGAAGGUUGUAGCACACAUGUACAUAAAUAGAAUACCUCUUGAUACAGUACCGGAAGGCGACGAAGCUGCAGCACAAUGGUUACAUGAACUUUAUCAAGUUAAGGAUCAAAUGGCAGAGAGUUUCAUUCAAACUGGAGACUUUUUCGAAACAAGUGGUGUGCCUAGAACAGAUUCAUUUACAUUAAAACGACGAGUUUGGUCUCUUAUUAAUACUACGUUUUGGGCGAUUGUUGUUCUUGUACCAAUGCUGUAUUAUCUUAUUAAAUUAUUUUUGUCAGGUUCGACAAUGUACUUUUCUAUAGGAGUUGGAAUUAUAGUUUUAUUUUUCUUAUUAAUGUAUAAAACUAUUGGAAUGUCUGAAAUAAGUAAGAGUUCUUCAUACGGAGCUGCAGAUAUAAAAAAAGUAAAAUAAGAAAAAUCCACUCGUUUCUUAGAAUUGUGCAAAAUAAAUUACAUGCGAAAGUGAUUUUUUUUUAUUACUUCAAGUGCUAGUGA
Ceratosolen solmsi marchali is the source of this 1598-nucleotide messenger RNA. RefSeq names its product 1-acyl-sn-glycerol-3-phosphate acyltransferase gamma. The coding region runs from base 352 to 1515 and encodes 387 amino acids. Gene Ontology annotation, cellular component: endomembrane system. The transcript has 7 exons. Lineage: Eukaryota; Metazoa; Arthropoda; Insecta; Hymenoptera; Agaonidae. Gene Ontology annotation, molecular function: 1-acylglycerol-3-phosphate O-acyltransferase activity. The record is from RefSeq and is a predicted model, not a curated record.